GGAACAUCGUAAUUACCAACAACUUUAUGGCGCAGUUAAAUUGAAAAGGGUAGCUUUCUCUUUCGCUCUAUCUUCAGCAGAGUAUUGAUGGAUUCGUCAAUGGAAUAGAAUCCCAGAACGAUAGAACAAAAACAGAAAGCCACAUCAGAAUUCUGAAAAGUGUACAGGCACAUAUUAGAAGUACAUGGAAGUUCAAUUUGCUGUUUAGAUCUUCCAUGUUCUAUCACUCACCACAAAUCGGGCCCUCUGGCAGCAUUCUUUACCCGUGCUUCUGCUUUUUUCCGUUAGCAUGGCGCCUGUUUCCAAUUACCUGCUCGUCACCAGAGCUACGUUUUUACUAGCUUCAUAUAGUGGAUGAUUGCAUAUUCUUUUUCUCAGGGCUUAAUUAAUACCUAUUUUUUCGUGUGCAAUCUGGAUGGAUGUCUUUACUCUUGACUAAAACGUCUAAAAGCAAGCUUGGCAUACAUCAAACCUGGAUAUAUCCUACAAUUUGAAGUGAAAAGGAUGUAUAAGAAUCAACUUCAAGAGUUAGCUCAGAGAAGCUGCUUCAACUUGCCAUCCUACUCAUGCAUACGAGAAGGACCUGAUCAUGCACCUCGCUUCAAAGCCAAAGUAAAUUUCAAUGGUGAAACUUUUGAGAGCCCAAACUUCUUCUCAACCUUGAGGCAGGCAGAACAUGCUUCAGCUGAGGUGGCACUUAAAACACUCUCACAGAAGGGCCCUUCAAGAGCAUUAGCUGCAAGAGUUUUGGAUGAGACUGGGGUUUACAAAAACUUGCUUCAAGAAACUGCACAUCGGGCUGGAUUGAAUCUUCCAGUUUAUACCACUAUUAGAUCUGGGGUAGGAGGCGCUCCACUUUUUGCUUGCACAGUUGAACUUGCUGGGAUGAGUUUCAAAGGAGAGCCUGCUAAAACAAAGAAGCAAGCUCAAAAAAGUGCUGCAAUGGCUGCUUGGUUUUCCUUGAAGAAAUUAUCAGUGCAAGAUUCUUCUUUUGGCUGCACCUCAGAUGAUGGAGGAAACGAGGAGCAGGAGCAAAUAUCUGUUGCCCGCUACCUUUCCAAAUUUAAAUUAACAGAAAGAAGGAAACCUCCAUCAAAACCUCCUGCUGUUAGAAAUGAUGUGAUCCCCUACACAUAUUUUCCUCUUUCCCCAGAAGUGGCUGCCUCCUAUCAAAACUGGCAUCAUGGAAUGACACUCCCAAGAAGCUACCUCCUGACUUCUCCUCCUACACCCCCACUUUCUAUCCUUGGCCCUCAGUUUUUCCCUUUUGUACAAUCCAUUUUCAGCCCAUAUACCUUCCCAAGCGACCCAUUGAUACAAAGUGGUCCAUUUUUGUACAUGGCUGCUGGUGAUAUGGUUCCCACUUGUACUAGUCGGGUUAGGAUAGAAGAGAUAGAAGUGAACAGCCAAGUUGAAGAAGAGUGGCAUACCAAUAAUGUGAGUUCUCAGGGGCAAACUUUUAACCGUGAAGAUCUCAGUUGGGUCCCUCCUGGCUUCUUAAGAAACAACACUGGAGCAAUCAAGGUUGACCGGCCCACGACACCCUGCUCUUGGAGGUCUAGUCACCAACAAUCAACAACGAGACGUCCUACUCUCCUUUACCCUGAAACUUCUCAUAGUAACAGAAGUGCCAUGUUUGGAGGCCAAAGAACUGGUAGUUGUUUUCCUUCACGACCAAGUAGGCCGUGGCUCGAAAGGAGCAGGCUGCCUUUUGGAAGGGCCAUGGCCCCAGCUGUUCAAAUCCGAUCAGUUGUACCAGUAUGCUCAGCUGCUCCAGCUCAAAGGGGCCCACCCCACAAUCAGGUGGCAUCAUCUUCCAAAAGUGUGGCUACACGGACGGAAGAGACAUCUAACAGUGUUUCAGCAGCAGAUUCUGAGUUUUCUAGGCUCCAAUUGUGAGUGAGUAGCUGAGCG
This is a messenger RNA of Cuscuta epithymum, 1914 nucleotides long. The record is from the annotation of a GenBank genome assembly. NCBI's taxonomy places the organism in Eukaryota, Viridiplantae, Streptophyta, Magnoliopsida, Solanales, Convolvulaceae.